Cynara cardunculus var. scolymus (artichoke) is the source of this 1249-nucleotide messenger RNA. RefSeq names its product choline-phosphate cytidylyltransferase 1-like. Gene Ontology annotation, biological process: CDP-choline pathway. The transcript is spliced from 8 exons. Bases 136 to 1071 code for a protein of 311 amino acids. The record is from RefSeq and is a predicted model, not a curated record. Gene Ontology annotation, molecular function: choline-phosphate cytidylyltransferase activity; phosphatidylcholine binding. Lineage: Eukaryota; Viridiplantae; Streptophyta; Magnoliopsida; Asterales; Asteraceae.
GAUCCACGCACAUUUAACGAAUAUAUAAAAAUUGAACCCCAGAAACCGAAGGGUAUUGAUUUCCGUCUUCAUUCCCCAAAUCUGUCUGAAACCGACGGGGAAGCCGAUCGAUCCAGUAUUCGUAUUUCAAUUUCAAUGGAGGAUGAACAAAACAAGGAGCAUAAACAGACUAUCUGGAUGCUCGACCCGCCCACAGACAGGCCGGUUCGUGUCUAUGCUGAUGGCAUAUACGAUCUUUUCCAUUUCGGUCAUGCUCGUUCCCUCGAACAAGCCAAGAAAUCGUUUCCAAAUACUUAUCUUUUGGUUGGGUGCUGCAAUGAUGAGGUCACCCACAGUCUAAAGGGGAAAACAGUCAUGACUGACACGGAGCGCUAUGAAUCCCUUCGUCAUUGCAAGUGGGUUGAUGAAGUUAUCCCAGAUGCCCCUUGGGUUCUUAACCAGGAAUUUAUGGAUAAGCAUCAGAUUGACUUUGUGGCUCAUGAUUCUCUACCUUAUGCUGAUGCAAGUGGGGCAGGAAAAGAUGUCUACGAGUUUGUCAAAGCCAUCGGACGAUUUAAGGAGACAAGAAGGACAGAAGGUAUUUCCACAUCCGAUAUAAUCAUGAGAAUCGUUAAAGAUUACAAUGAUUAUGUGAUGCGCAAUUUGGAUAGAGGCUACUCAAGGAAGGACCUUGGAGUCAGCUAUGUGAAGGAAAAGAGGUUGAGAGUGAACAUGAGUUUAAGGAAACUGCAUGAAAAAGUGAAAAAGCAACAAGAAAAGGUGGAAGAGAAGAUCCAUAUAGUGGCGAAAACUGCAGGUAUGAAUCAUAACCUGUGGGUUGAGAAUGCUGAUCGUUUGGUUGCUGGUUUUCUUGAAAUGUUUGAAGAAGGGUGCCAUAAAAUGGGAACGGCAAUCAGAGAUCGGAUUCAAGAACAAUUAAAGACCAAGGGAAACGUGGGCGUACUCCCAUAUGACAAGGACGACGACGAUGAUGAUGAGGAGGAUGAUGAAGGUGAGUAUUAUUAUGACUAUAGCACCGAGGAAGAAGUGUACUCGGAUGGAGGAGGUGAAGUUGAAGCAGCAUCACAAUGAGUGAAGUUUGUUGUUUUAGUUGUUGAAGAGAAUGUAGGGUGGAUUACAUACAAGAGUAUAUGUAAAGCUAAUGAGUUGAUGUAGGUGGGAUGAAAUUUGAUGUGCAUUUGGUUUGGAGUGUAAUAUUAAAUCAUAAACUGUUGGCUUGUUUAGCUGCAUAUGGCACAUACUUAUAUCA